AUGGGUAUGGGAAUUGAGAGCUUUUGUUUGGUGGCGUUUGGUAUGUCUCUGAUUUUUUCAUGUCUCUGCUUAGGUAAAGGAGGAAAUGUCAGUAUGAAAGCGAGAACAGAGCAAACUGGCUGCAAUAUGUUCGAAGGGAGUUGGGUUUACGACGAUUCAUAUCCUCUUUACGACUCAUUGGCAUGUCCACAUAUUCGCAAGGAAUUCGAUUGCUUAAAGUAUGGUCGCCCGGAUCAUCAAUACCUUAAAUAUCGCUGGCAGCCUAACGAAUGUGACUUGCCAAGAUUUGACGGUCAAGAUUUCUUAAGGAGAUUUAUGGGCAAGAAAAUCAUGUUUAUUGGAGACUCAGUGAGUCUUAAUCACUGGCAAUCACUUGUAUGCCUUCUGCAUUCUGUUGUGCCUCAAUCAAAUAUCACACGGGAGACAAAUAAUGACACAACCACUACAUUCACAUUUCAGGAUUAUGGAGUUUCAGUGACAAUUUUUCAUUCUUUAUACUUGGUAGAUAUUGACUUGGAAGAGAUUGGUCGAGUUCUAAAACUCAAUUCUCUUAAAAAUGGAGAUGUAUGGAAAAAUUAUGACAUUUUGAUCUUCAACACUUGGCUUUGGUGGUAUCGCAAAGGAAUCAAACAACCAUGGGACUAUAUUCAAGAAGGUGACACUAUUUACAAGGACAUGGACCGUAUGUCUGCUUUUCGUAAAGGUCUAGAGACAUGGGCGAAAUGGGUUGAUUCAGAUAUAAAUCCUGAAAAAACUGAAGUUUUCUUUCAAGGAAUAUCUCCUUCUCAUUACAAUGGCACGGAGUGGGACGAGCCGGGAGUGACGAAUUGCUUGAAAGAAACAGUGCCUAUAAAUGGAUCAACUUACCCAAGUGGUUUGCCUCCAGCAACAACAGUUGUGAAAGAAGUCUUAAACAAUGUAUCAAAUCCAGUCUAUUUACUUGACAUAACUACUCUUUCACAACUGAGAAAAGAUGCACAUCCUGCUAUUUACAGUGGGAUCGGAGGCAUGGACUGCACACAUUGGUGUGUUGCUGGGCUUCCAGACACAUGGAAUCAGCUUCUAUAUGCAGCUCUCAUAUGA
Molecule: messenger RNA, 1083 nt
Organism: Ilex paraguariensis (yerba mate)
Lineage: Eukaryota; Viridiplantae; Streptophyta; Magnoliopsida; Aquifoliales; Aquifoliaceae
Source: the annotation of a GenBank genome assembly